AUGAACGGGAUCAACUUACCUAUUGACAAAAUUGGGGUGGAGGUAGACAGCAGAGAUAAACCAAAGCCAAAGAGGGCCAGCGUGAAAGAGAAGCUAAUGCAAAUAAGGUCAAAUAUAACCGUAGAACCAAUAAUAGCCUGUUAUAUCAUGUCAAAUGUGUUCUCAGGGCUUGCUGUCCAGAAUUUAAACUUGGAGAAAGCCUGCCGAGUAAAUCUCGGAUACAGUGAUGAAGUAUGCUCUGCGUUGAACAGGAGGCAAACGGAAAAUUAUACAAUGGAGGAAUCGGAAGUGCAAAAGUUGACGGCGUCAGUUCAAGCGUGGAAAAAUAUUGUUCAAACGGCAUUCCCCUGUAUUUUGGUGCUGUUUGUUGGCUCGUGGAGCGACAAAACAGGAAGGCGGAAAGCGUGCAUCCUUUUGCCAAUUGUCGGUGAAGUCCUUUGUUGCACGAGUUUCAUUCUGAACACAUAUUUUUUCUACGAAUUGCCUUUGGAGGUUACAGCUCUCUCAGAUUUGUUUCCGUCGCUGACCGGAGGUUGGAUUACUGUCUGCGUCGGCGUAUUCAGUUACAUCGGCGACGUUACAACAAAAGAAAUGAGGACGUUCAGGGUGGGAGUGGCCAAUUUGUGCAUGUCCCUUGGAAUACCGAUUGGUAUGUCUCUCAGUGGUAUACUGUUGCAACAGAUCGGGUAUUACGGAAUAUUCCUAAUAUCAAAUUGCCUUUACCUGACGAGCCUCAUUUAUGGAUAUAUACGACUCAAGGAUCCCGUUAUAUCUCAAGAUCGUCAGAGAGACCAGCCGGUUGGUUGCCGAGGCUGGGUGUGCUCGUUCUUCGAUGCUCGCCAUGUCCGUGAGACCUUGACAGUGGCUUUCAGGAGCGGGCCACGGCGAAGGCGGCUUCGGGUGUCGCUGCUUAUAGUCGUCGUCUGUGUAAUAUUCGGACCACUACACGGCGAGAUGAACGUGUUGUAUCUCUUCAUGCGGUACAGAUUCAAUUGGGACGAGGUGCAAUUCAGCAUGUUUUGCACGUAUAGCAUUAUCACCAACCUAGUGGGCACUUUGUUUUCUAUCAGCAUCUUCAGCGACUUUAUGAAGCUGGACGAUACAGUUGUUGGAAUAAUAUCUUGUACUAGUAAGAUUCUAGCGUCGUUUAUAUUCGCCUUCGCAACUACAACUACUGAGAUAUACAUAGCACCCCUGGUGGAAAUCUUUAAUGGUACUUCUUUCAUUGCCAUGCGUUCUAUUGCGUCAAAACUGGUGACUAGUGAAGAACUUGGUAAAGUAAACUCUCUCUUUGGUUUGGCGGAAGCUAUGAUGCCUUUGGUAUAUGGGCCUCUCUACUCGAGGGUGUAUAUGGCAACACUGAACGUGUUGCCUGGUGCGGUAUUCUUGCUUGGAGCGGGUAUGACGGUCCCAGCCGUUGCGAUUUUCGGAUGGAUGUAUUUCGAACAGAGGGAGGACACCAAACAAGUUGAAGAAGUGGACAACUUGAAUAAGGAAGUU
Molecule: messenger RNA, 1500 nt
Organism: Iphiclides podalirius (scarce swallowtail)
Lineage: Eukaryota; Metazoa; Arthropoda; Insecta; Lepidoptera; Papilionidae
Source: the annotation of a GenBank genome assembly